This is a messenger RNA of Alternaria rosae, 1377 nucleotides long. RefSeq names its product major facilitator superfamily domain-containing protein. The coding region runs from base 62 to 1366 and encodes 434 amino acids. The record is from RefSeq and is a predicted model, not a curated record. Gene Ontology annotation, molecular function: transmembrane transporter activity. The transcript is spliced from 4 exons. Lineage: Eukaryota; Fungi; Ascomycota; Dothideomycetes; Pleosporales; Pleosporaceae. Gene Ontology annotation, biological process: transmembrane transport.
CGCAUAUUUAGUGGCGUCAGCAGAGGCAAGAGAAUCAUGAGCCCGAUCGCAUUUCGCAAAGAUGAUGAAACAAGACACCGAUCCCCGACUGCAUAGCGAGUUGUCACCUCCACUGACGCUCGAUGAGAUAAUCGAAGAAGAGCACAUUACCACUGAAGAGCACACUCCCCCAAAUGGCGGCUACGGCUGGGUCUGUGUAGCAGCAUGCUUUACAAUAAAUUGCUUCACAUGGGGUACCGUAUCAGCCUAUGGCAUCUAUCUAUCGCACUACCUAGCCGACAACAUCUUCCCCGAAGCCUCUACCUGGGACUAUGCGUUCAUCGGCGGCUUCAACUUUGCCAUUGCUAUGCUCGUGGCACCUUUCGUGACAGUCUUCUGUCGUAGAUUCGGAACCCAUGUUGUCAUGUGCUGCGGCCUGGUCUUGCAGCUUGGCGGCUUCGUCGCUGCCUCAUUCGCAACUCGAAUCUGGCAGCUCCACCUCUCGCAAGGCGUUGUGAUCGGUUCCGGAAUUGGCUUUUUAUACAUCCCGUGUCUUCCUGUUCUAUCUCAAUGGUUUGAUCGGAAACGAAGCCUGGCCAACGGUAUCAGCGCAGCAGGGUCUGGGGUCGGCGGUGCAGCCUUCACUUGGGGUACCGAGGCGAUUAUUCAAAGAUUCAGCAUCAGUUGGGCGUUGCGAAUCACGGGCAUCAUCGCCUUCGUGGCCAAUCUCACCGCGACGGUCUUCAUACGCGACAGAAACAAGGCCAUUCGGCCAUCUCAACUAGGCUUUGAUACCAAGCUCCUACGACGGUACGACGUGGUACUGCUACUUGCAUGGGUCUUCAUCAGCAUGUUGGGAUACAUCGUCCUACUCUUCUCACUCUCCGAUUUUGCGCUAUCGAUAGGGCUUUCGCGAUCCCAAGCUACCGAUAUCAUCGGGCUUUUGAAUGUCGGAACUGCCGUUGGGCGUCCAAUCAUCGGUAUACUUAGUGAUCGUUGGAGUAGGAUAGAUACAGCAGGGGCGUUGACCUUGAUGUGCGGUAUUUCCUGCUUUGCGUUCUGGCUACCUGCCACAUCCUAUGCACUAAUGGUGUUCUUUGCAAUUCUCUGCGGCGCGAUUGUUGGUGUAUUUUGGAUGACAAUCGGCCCACUCUGCGUCGAAGUCGCGGGAAUCAAGAACCUGCAGUCGUUGCUCUCCCUAUCUUGGGCGGCAGUCAUUGUUCCAGCAAUAGUUUCCGAAGGAAUCGCAUUGAAGCUCAGACGGCCUUCGUCUUCACGUGAGUAUCUGUAUACUCAAGUCUUUGCAGGUCUUUCAUACGUGGUGGCUAGCGGAUUCAUAUUUCAGCUACGGAGGGUGAAACGUCGCGAGAAUGCCCUUGGCCGAUAGCAUGUUUACUU